UUCAUUUUCUAUUUUUUUGGCGGGUUUAAUCAUUUUCAUUCAUCUAAUACUUGGUUCGUUGGAAUUGUUAAAUUGCAUUUGUUAAAUAUCGUUAUAAAUAUUUUUUAAUAUUAAUUUUAACUAUGGCAGAAGUUGUUGACGAUCAAAAAAAAGAAGAGAUUUCUGAUGUUCCUUUGGAUGAAAAAGCUAAUACUGAAGACAAAUUAAAAAAAGUUGAUACUGAAGAAGAAAAAGAAACACCGAAAAACGGGGAUGAGAAUACAUUAGCAUCAGAAUCAUCAGAAGAGGAACUUGGUUCUCUGGAAAAGCCUAUUGAAAUAUUAACCAAAAAAAGAGAUCGAAAAAGUGUUGAAAGAUUAUCUUUGAAUAAUGCUGAUUUAAAAAAAGCGCCAGAAAAUGACCUUGAUUAUUCAAAGGGAAAAGGAAUGAAGUUGGGUGAUAUUCAAUAUGUCAAAUACAUGAUAGAUAAAACACGUCCAGAAGACCUGAAAACACUACACAAACUUCUAUAUUUCAAACCAGGAAAAAAUACAACGUUGAAAAAAGAAAUACGCACAUUUUGUGGCUAUCCUUUUGAAGAGAGUUCAGAACUCAGUACUCGUGUUUCAUCCAUGAUGGAGAGAGUUUCAAUACCUGAAUUAAAAUUUAUUUCUGGAGUAUUAAGUUUAGAAAAAGGUGGUGACAAGGGAAAGUUAAAAGAAAAAUUGUUAGAGUUUUUAAUGAAGCCUGUUGAUACUGGAAAGACUAUACCUGGCACCAAAAAAACAAAAUCAAAAAAAAAAUCUACCGACUCUAAAGAUACAAAGGUAAGUAAUGCACCUAGUAAAAAAGCAAAAGAGGAAAAAGAUAACACAGAAAGUGAUGCUAUUAAAAGUGAAAGUGAAGAGGAUACAGAAAAGGAUUCUCCUAAAAAAAAAAAGAAAAAGCCUAAAGCCAUGUCUGUUAAAUUACCUGCUCCAAAAACAAAGACACCAUCGAAAAAGAAAGAAGUACCUAAACGUACAGCUGAUGAUAACUCUGAAAAUGAAGAUAUGCCAUUAUUAAAAAAAAGUAAAAAAGAGCCUUCAGACUCUGAUAUCAAGAAAGUUGUAAAGGAUUUGCUUAAAGAUGUUAAUUUAGAAGAAGUGACCAUGAAAACAGUUUGUAAACAGGUUUAUGAUCAUUUCCCCGAUUUCGAUCUCACAAGUAGGAAGGAUUUUAUCAAAUCUACAGUUAAAGAGACCAUCUCUUGAGGCGAAUGAAUGAGAUUUUGAUAAAAUAAUCGAAUAUUAAGCAGUGGCUAGAGAACAACUCGGAUCUAAAGAAAGAAAACUAAAUUAUUCGCUGUUUCUUUAAGUAUGUUGUAAUUUUCAGAAAUGGAUUUUAGUAUGGAAUUUUAAAAUUUUUACCUUGUGAAAUUAGCAAAAUAGAUGCGUGAA
Hydra vulgaris (swiftwater hydra) is the source of this 1418-nucleotide messenger RNA. RefSeq names its product protein DEK. Gene Ontology annotation, molecular function: histone binding; DNA binding. Gene Ontology annotation, biological process: chromatin organization; regulation of double-strand break repair. NCBI's taxonomy places the organism in Eukaryota, Metazoa, Cnidaria, Hydrozoa, Anthoathecata, Hydridae. The record is from RefSeq and is a predicted model, not a curated record. Gene Ontology annotation, cellular component: nucleus.